UUCUUUCAAUUCAUAGUUUUUUUGCUGCUGGAAACGAAGGAUUUUAUUGCAAAAACAUUCAUUUAAAUCAGCUAUUUUAUAUCGCCUUGUGUACAAGACGGUACAGGUUAUCUGGUAAAAUGUACCUUUAAGUCAUGCUUCGGGUUGCCAACCGUCGCAAGGAAGUAAAAUAAACUUAUUUGAAAAUACAUUUAAAGACACAACUCAAUUCAUGGAAAGCCAGUGGAAUACAAAAUUAUAUACAGAUAAUACUAUUGUCUUGUGAACACGUAAUUUAUAAUUUUUAAAAUAUUGAGAACAAUUGGCUUGUGAUUUACGCGAUUAGAUUGACAUCAGCAAGGUUGGAAUAACAGAUCAUUUAGUGCGUCUUUUGUAUCCUUAUUAGUGCUUUAGACUUACAAUGAUCUCAACGGGUUGAACAUUGAACUAGAAGGACAUUAUGACAUCCCAAUUGGACCAAAUGGACAUGGACCUUGUAUCUUCCCAAGAGUCGGUUGGCGAACCAUCGCGCAAAAAACCUCGUUUGGACGACAAUUAUUUGAAUUAUUCUACGUGGGAUGCAGAUAAAGUUGCUAAAAAGCUUAAGCAAAACGAUCUGAAGGAAGCUGCUGAGUGUUUUCGUAAGGAAGGUAUAACAGGCGAUACGUUAAUACAGCUUGAAGACAACGAUUUUAAAAAGUUGGGAAUCACGGACUGGAACCAAAUAGUGAAAUUACGGAAGUUUAUUCGGGAAGUAAAGACACCUGCUAUUCAUUUUUUUGGACAAAAGGUGUUCAACGACCCAAUACACGGCCAUAUAGAACUACAUCCACUGUGUGUUAAGAUCCUCGACACUCCGGAAUUCCAGCGGCUUCGAUUCAUAAAACAACUCGGCACCUGCUAUUUUGUUUACCCAGGGGCUGCCCACAACAGAUUUGAGCAUAGCUUGGGGGUGUGCCAUUUAGCAGGUCAACUUCUUCGCGCGAUACGCCAACGUCAACCAGAACUGGACAUAACAGACGUUGAUGUUCUCUGUGUUGAAAUAGCAGGCUUGUGUCAUGACCUUGAAACAAGCUCACAUGAAGAUAUAUCGAUAAAGAUGUUCCGUUACCUCGUGAAAGAGAACCAAUUGAGGGCAGAAUUUGGGAAAUACGACCUGAAAAAUGAUGACAUAACCUUCAUAGAGGAGAUGAUCGCCGGGCAUAAGCAUUGUUGCGAAAAGGUAUGGUCGCUACAAGGAAGAUCAAAGGAUAAAAGCUUCUUGUACGAGAUCGUUGCCAAUAAGCGAAAUGGAAUUGAUGUAGACAAGUGGGACUACUUUGCACGUGACUGCCUCAUGCUUGGAAUCAGGAACAAUUUUGACUACACUCGCUUCAUACAUUUUGCACGUGUUUUGGAAGUAAAGAAGAAAGAAAAUAACGAAGUACAUACGGAAUAUCAAAUCUGUACUCGAGAUAAGGAUUCCGAGACACUAUAUGACAUGUUCCAUAUACGUCAGACGUUACAUCGCAUUGCUUAUAGCCACAAAACAUCGAACAUCAUUCAAAAAAUGGUGACUGAUGCGUUCGUAAAAGCCAAUGACCAUAUCAAGUUUGUUGGAGAAAAGGGUGUGGAGAAGAAGAUGUCAGAGGCCGUCGAUGACAUGAAAGCCUUCAGUCAGAUGACAGAUCACGUGUUCAAUCUGAUACUAAAUUCAACGGACCCAAACCUGAAGGAAUCAAGGGACAUUUUAACAAACGUUUUGAAGCGCAAAUUGUACAAGUGUGUGGGACAAACACAAGCAAAGGGAGAACAAAUGAAAAAAGAGGAAGACAAACAACAAAUGAUCAAAGAGAUGCACGAGCAUAUGGACAAAGAUGAGUACGAAUAUUCCCCAUUGAAAAGUUUGAGCGACCAUGGCAUUGUUUUCCUGUUUGUAGAUUUAGACCAUGGUAUGAACGAGAAAAAUCCCAUUGAGAAUACGAUGUUUUAUUGUAAGAAUAGUCCGAACGAAGCUUUCAAUAUUCGUCGAGAUCAGGAAUCGAACUUUCUGCCCGUACUGUUCAAGGAACAGGCAAUUCGUGUUUACUCAAAGGCGGAUGACAAGCGCUCCCAGAAAAUGGUUAGGAAGGCUUUUGUCCGUUGGUGUGAAAAACACAAAUAUCCAACACCAAAGGGUGAACAGGCCGACAAGAAACCCACACAGCCGGCAAAUAAAACGGGAAAUGAUUGGCAACACGAUUGGAGCAGUUCUACACAGAUCAAACAAGAACCAGAUGUUUAAAAAACAACGCAGCUAUCAAAUAUAAACACGUGCCAAGGCAAGGCAUCUAUCUAUGGGUUUUAUUCACGGGGAUAAAUACAAUCUCGACAAUUUGUUGUUAACCUUAUUCACAGCCCAAAAGCUUGAAACAAUAUCAAUUUCCCGAGCCAAUUCAAUUUCACUGUUUGCAGUUUCAAUGGAAUCUGUCGCGAUCCACCUGUCUAUAAUGUCACAAAUGCAUGCCGCCACAAAAUAAACCCCUUUUCAGGUUUUUUUUUGGAAUCCGGAACGCCUCACCCGCUGUUUUAAAUCUCAUAUAAGUUUUCCGCCAUAAAAACAACCCCUUUUCAGGGUGUAUUUGGAAACUAGAACGCUACACCCGCUGUCUUAUAAAUGCAUACCGUCAUAAAAAACAACCCCUUAACAUGCUUUAUUUGGAAACUGGAACGCUACCUUGGCUGUCUUAUAAAUGCAUCCCGUCAAAAAAAAACAACCCCUUAACAUGGUUUAUUUGAAAACUGGAACGCUACCUUGGCUGUCUUAUAAAUGCAUCCCGUCAUAAAAAAACAACCCCUUAACAUGGUUUAUUUGGAGACUGGAACGCUACCUUGGCUGUCUUAUAAAUGCAUCCCGUCAUAAAAAACAACCCCUUAACAUAGUUUAUUUGGAAACUGGAACGCUACCUUGGCUGUCUUAUAAAUGCAUCCCGUCAUAAAAAAAACAACCUUUUAACAUGGUUUAUUUAAAAACUGGAACGCUACCUUGGCUGUCUUAUAAAUGCAUCCCGUCAUAAAAAAACAACCCCUUAACAUAGUUUAUUUGGAAACUGGAACGCUACCUUGGCUGUCUUAUAAAUGCAUCCCGUCAUAAAAAACAACCCCUUAACAUAGUUUAUUUGGAAACUGGAACGCUACCUUGGCUGUCUUAUAAAUGCAUCCCGUCAUAAAAAACAACCCCUUAACAUAGUUUAUUUGGAAACUGGAACGCUACCUUGGCUGUCUUAUAAAUGCAUCCCGUCAUAAAAAACGACCCCUUAACAUAGUUUAUUUGGAAACUGGAACGCUACCUUGGCUGUCUUAUAAAUGCAUCCCGUCAUAAAAAACAACCCCUUAACAUGGUUUAUUUGGAAACUGAAACGCUACCUUGGCUGUCUUAUAAAUGCAUCCCGUCAUAAAAAACAACCCCUUAACAUAGUUUAUUUGAAAACUGGAACGCUACCUUGGCUGUCUUAUAAAUGCAUCCCGUCAUAAAAAACAACCCCUUAACAUAGUUUAUUUGGAACUGGAACGCUACCUUGGCUCUCUUAUAAAUGCAUCCCGUCAUAAAAAAACAACCCCUUAACAUGGUUUAUUUGGAAACUGAAACGCUACCUUGGCUGUCUUAUAAAUGCAUCCCGUCAUAAAAAAACAACCCCUUAACAUGGUUUAUUUGAAAACUGGAACGCUACCUUCACUGUCUAAAAUCGCAUCAAGCAUGCCACCACAAAAACAACCCUAUUUCCAAGGCUAAUUUGAAAAAAGGAACGGAACACAACUGCUGUUGUUAUUUACGCUUUUAGACUUUACGUUGUUUUUAUCUAAUUUGCUAAAUGUUUGCUUUUACAAUAGAACAUUAAUUUAUACGAUAUAUUUUGGGAUAUACACAUGCAGUUAGAAACUGUGUUUUUCUUUGACUGUUUGUUGAUUUUUUUAUUCUAUCGCUUGAGUGUUGUCGUCCUUUUUGUCUUCGUCGAUAUGCAAUCAAUCAUUUGACUACGACUUGAAAACCAUUACAGAUAUUUUAAAUAUAUAACUUGGAAUAUAUGUGGCUGCUUUGGCAAUGCGCACAUACUGUGUAAGAAUCACAAAUAUGGUAAAAAUAUUUGUCAAACGUGUUUUCUUUUGUAAAAUUAGAACACCGGAUCGGUUACAACAAUAUGUGACGACAUAAGUACAACUGUUAAUAAACAUGUGUGUCUCAAUUACAUUCAUUGUGCUUCAUUAAAUGUACAUGUGUUUGGUCUGCGAGUGUUCCAGCUAUUUGUAUAUCUAAUGUUGAAAUGUCUUGUAUUCUAUAUGUAUUAAAAUUAUGUUCUAAAUGUUGAUUUACGAAGUUGAAUUACGCUUUGUGUAAAACAAUUGAUUUGAAAAUGAAAUGUUUGUAAUCAUUUGAUGUAUACUGCUUAUUGAAAUUAACAGCCUAGUUUUAGCUUGGAAAAAUGAUUGUGGCAGUCCAAAACAUUUUCCGUUUUACUUUAUGUAUUAAUAUAUACAUGUUUGUACUGAUUCUAAUACUUGACCUCUUUAUUACUCUGUAUGCAGCAAAAUGUGACCAUGUAGACAUAUGAUAUAGGAAUAUAGUUUUUAUGUAUAUCUAUAGUUUCUUCCUACGAUAUCGGUUCUAUUUUUUCCCAAAUAUAUCAUUUUAUGAAUACAAAGUUAUUUUAUAUUUGAUUAAUUAUAGUUUCUUUCGACUUUGAUCAUUUUUGAUAAAUUAAUAGUUAAAUAUUUUCAUCCGAUGAAUUUAAUUGGUUAAAUUUCUCCAUCAGGCUCAUAUGAGUUUGGUUUAAUGCUUGAAACAGGGGACUUUGAUGGGUUAAAUCCCCACUAGAAGAAUUUGUUUUAUAAAAUCCAUUCACUAGAAAACUCUGUUUUGUUAAUCUCUCUACUAGAAAGUUUACGUCAAGUUUAAUAAAUGGAAAGCUGUAAGAAAGUGGUAAAAAGGUUUGAACAUCGUUGUUUACUUGUCUAUGCCUCAUUGGUAGAAUGGGAUAUGUUGUCUGACGGGAGCCUCCGUCCAUCAUUGUCGAAGUCUUAUUUUACGCGACAUUUAGAUGCAAAUAUUUUCAUAUAAAUCCAAUACAUAUUUGAAACAUAAACUGAAAAUAGUAAAAUCUAUCUAUAUUCCAUGGUUUCCAUCAAUUUCUUCUACUAGUGUUUGAAGUCUGCUCCGGACAAACUUUUGUCGUAGAAAAAGAGUUAAAUGAUUCUGGUACGGUGAGGUUUAUUUUUUAUUUUGUAAUUGUUAACAAAUGCUUUGACAAAUAUGUGGAAAUGACCAUCUAGUUUAAACCCCCAGUACACUCGUGUUUCAUUGAACUUGUAUAUCACUGAUUACUCCGCGGUUAUCCAAUCAUUUAUCGGUAAAUCUAUUUCAAUGCGUUUAGGGGUUGGUUUGGUGUGUGUUGUUGUGUCAUGUUGUGUAAAAGUAUGUGUCGCUAGUUUAGUAAUAGAUACAGUACGAGGUUUUCUUGAUAAGUGUCCUCUUACAGACGUAAGAAUUCGUUUCGCUAUAACGAACACCAAUUUUGUCAGAGGCGAAGCCGAGUUGCCUUGUGCAUUUUAACAGAGUUUAAUUUAUAUUCUGACUACUGGUUUUGUCUCUGUAGUUUUAUUGUGUCAAUGAUACUGGUAAUUUGGCCAUAAAUGCUAUACCGUAAGUCUUUAUUUAUUAAGGAAGGCAAAUUUGCCAUAUCGAGUGCAAACAACGGGCGAUCAUCAGAUUUCUUUACAUUUAAACAACCUAACAAAGGCAUUGUUUUGUCUUCUUGGCAUCAAAUAUCUGUAUUUAUUUUGUUUAAAUUGUGAUAUCAGUUUAUGAAUUAAGUUAAGUUAAGUUAGCUUAUCAAUCAGAAUAUUAUUUUUACUUUUAAUUGAGUUGCAGACGUCGUAUAUUAAACAUUAAAUUUUGUUAUCCCACUACUAAAGCAGUCGUAAAAGUGUUUAUGAUAUCCUUGGCUUUGAUGACAAUAUAUUCGACUUUCGUCAUAAAGACUUUAAAUGUAAAGGAGCUGUACAUACAUAUAAGUUUUAACACUGGUAUGGUACGUAUCGGUACUUAUUUGGAAAAUGUCUCAUUUCUGAUACCAGUUUUAGUUGAAACGGGAGUCAAACCCGUAUAUUUGUUAAUA
This is a messenger RNA of Mya arenaria, 6110 nucleotides long. RefSeq names its product deoxynucleoside triphosphate triphosphohydrolase SAMHD1-like. Gene Ontology annotation, cellular component: nucleus. Bases 440 to 2242 code for a protein of 600 amino acids. Gene Ontology annotation, molecular function: protein binding; dGTPase activity. The record is from RefSeq and is a predicted model, not a curated record. NCBI's taxonomy places the organism in Eukaryota, Metazoa, Mollusca, Bivalvia, Myida, Myidae. Gene Ontology annotation, biological process: dGTP catabolic process. The transcript has 17 exons.